Molecule: messenger RNA, 12766 nt
Organism: Coregonus sp. 'balchen'
Lineage: Eukaryota; Metazoa; Chordata; Actinopteri; Salmoniformes; Salmonidae
Source: the annotation of a GenBank genome assembly
UUUAAUUUCGAAGAGGAGACGCCGACGACCAACUUCGAUACCUUCCCGGCGGCCAUUCUCACCGUCUUCCAGGUACACCCUGUCUCUACUUCUCUCCUUUUAAUUAACCAACUCGUUUGGGCUUUUACUUUGGAGCUCUUUCCUUUGGAAUGUUGGACUAGUUGAGAGAAUUGUGUAUUGAACAAAGGUAAUUUGCAAUUAUUGGAAUGUAGUGGUCUGUGUACUCUGUCUCUUUGUCUCCAAAUGACUCAUCUUUCUAUUAGCCUGUGUUAUACUUUUGAAAGUCAUAACGGCUGAACUUUUGACCCUGCAGUAUAACUCAAUGUCUUGUAAAUUUAUUAUGAAUUAUGAAUGAUUUCAUCUCUCCAUGAUCAACGUCAGAUUCUGACUGGCGAGGAUUGGAAUGCAGUGAUGUAUCAUGGCAUUGAGUCCCAGGGGGGCGUGCGGCGGGGAAUGUUCUCCUCAGUCUACUUCAUCGUCCUCACACUCUUUGGAAACUGUAUCCUCUCUGACCCUAAGUCGUGCCACUGCAUGGAUAUCAGAGAUUUCAUCUGCAUGAAACAUUAAUGGAGCGAAAUAGAAAUAUCUCAUGUCAUGAAAGAACACUGGAGAGAAGUGCUGUAAUGAGAGCUAUACAUUUUGAACAUUUAUUUCUGGCGGGGGGGGCAUGCUCCCGGAUCCCCCUAAAAGGGUUCCUCCAGUGAAUUCUGAGUUUGAGUGAUACUGUAACCCUUUUUAAUGGCAUGCCAUCCAGUCUAUUGCUGAUGGUCAAAGUGUUUGGUUGCAAUGUACCAUGGAUUAGCCGUGAAAGCCACUACUGUUGUGUCAAGGUUUUUCCUGAGCUUAGUUCCAACCAGACACGCUCCUGAACGUCUUCUUGGCUAUCGCCGUCGACAACCUCGCCAAUGCACAGGAGCUCACCAAGGUAAGGCUGAGGAACCAUGUCCUACCCUGGGAACCUUUUCUGUUAGAUUUCUUUCUGAAUAAAAUGACCCUUGGUUACCCAUCCCUUCUGGUUUAUUGGUCCAGGAUGAGGAGAAGCAGGAGGAAGAAGCCAAUAAGAAGCUGGCCCUGCAGAAGGCCAUGGAGGUGAAGGAGGUCAGCCCCAUGUCAGCAGCCAACAUCUCCAUCGCUGCGUAAGUCUAGUGUUCCAGCCCGCCCCCCCGCUCUCCAAACAUGGUCUCUUCCUUCCGUGUUCCCUCCCAUUCUGACACCAGCCUGUCGUUAUACUGUGAAGUAUCAGAUAUAGCUGGUUCUGCCCUUUGUCAAUGUGCUGUUGAUGUUGGUGUCUUGGCUCUGCACACUGUCUCUCAAUGUAUCUCUGUUGUGAUAUUGCCUCUGUCCAUGUGCAUUCUCCUAACUACACGAUUGACAUGUCUGCAUGGCGGCAGGUAGCCUAUCGGUUAAGAGCAUUGGGUCAGUAACCGAAAGGUCGCUGGUUCAAAUCCCGGAGCCGACUAGGUGAAAAAUCUGUCUGUGCCCUUGAGCAAGGAACUAUACCCGAACUGCUCCUGUAAGUUGCUCUGGAUAAGAGUGUCUGCUAAAUGACUAAACUGUAAACUGCCGUGUAUAUGUUUCUGUCUAUGUGUGUGCUUUGACUACAAUCCUUCUCUUACCCCCUGUUCCCCAUCUGAUUGGCUUACAGAACUGGGAGCCCCUCUGUUAUCCUCCUCCCAUACUGAGGUGGAACAGGUGACCCAGACAACGUCUCAAAUGGCACCCUAUUCCCUAUAUGUGCCAUUUGGUAUACAACACCAAUUAGAUAUUGACACGAGUGGAUGCUUGAUCGGAAACUGAUCUCCAAUCAGCAUUAGUUACCUCGGCCUUUCGGUCUCAUUUAGUGAGUCAUCUACUAGAGUCUGAUGGAGUCAAUCAGAACAUUGUCAACAUUAACAAUCUCCUAUAACCUAUUUACUGUAUCUAACCACACAGCCAUGCCCUCUCCCCACUGGUAUUGGCUUUAGGACUAAUUAAUCAAUAGUGUGGUUUUCAGCAUUAAGGAUGCCAUUAUGUAUUAGGUAAGAGAUGAGCUUGGCCCUCUAUUGACAACAUUUUGAUGGUCAAUAAGUCAUUGGUUUGUACAUGACCAAUCAUCAGUAAUGUCAGUCUCAGCCCAGGUGGGACACAUGGUCUAUUAGAUGUAUAUGACAUGGCCUCUGUGUCCUGACUGUGACCACAAUGACCAGGACACAUAUUAAUGCAGACACUCAAAGCAGGAAUGCUGAUCAGUUUUGCCUUUAAGAUCAUAAUGAAUAAAAUGAUAUGGAUAGGAUGGACCUGAUCCUAGAUCAGCACUCCUACUCUGAGACACAUUGUGGAUACGGGCCCAGGUCAGAAUAGUGGUUAGUUUAAGAAACCAAAUCAUUAAAAUAAUCAAUAAUUAAUCUCUCAUGGACAGAUGAGCAUUUGACCAAAUUACGCCAGAUUUUAGUUCUAGGUAAACCGAGAUUAAUAAUAAAUAAGCACAUUUUAGAUUGACAGUAGCCUACUGCAUAAAUCCUGAUGAUUACUUUGAAAAUGCAUUUGCCAUUAUAUACUGUAGCAGAAUACAUACGGUAUCAGAUUACAUACUGUAACAGUUUACAUACUGUAUCAGAUUACAUACUGUAGCAGAUUACAUACUGUAGCAGAUUACAUACUGUAGCAGAUUACAUACUGUAACAGAUGACAUACUGUAGCAGAUUGCAUGAUCUUCAUUUUGAUCUUUGUAACGUAGAAUGAUUAAACCUUAACGAUGUUCAUUUGUUAGUCUAUUUCAAAGCUGUGUUGAUACAGGCCAUUUCUGAGAGAAUGUUUUAUUUUAGAUACACUACCAGUCAAAGGUUUGGACACACCUAAUCAUUCAAGGGUUUUUCUUUAUUUUUAAAAUGGUUUACAUUGUAGAAUAAUAGUGAAGACAUCAAAACUAUGAAAUAACAUAUGGAAUCAUGUAGUAACCAAAAAAGUGUUAAACAAAUCAAAAUAUAUUUUAUAUUUGAUAUUCUUCAAAUAGCCACCCUUUGCCUUGAUGACAGAUUUGCACACACUUGGCAUUCUCUCAACCAGCUUCAUGAGGUAUUCACCUGGAAUGCAUUUCAAUUAAAAGGUGUGCCUUCUAAAAAGUUAAUUUGUGGAAUUGAUUUCCUUCUUAAUGCGUUUGAGCCAAUCAGUUGUGUUGUGACAAGGUAGGGGGGUAAACAGAAGAUAGCCCUAUUUGGUAAAAGACCAAGUCCAUAUUAUGGCAAGAACAGCUCAAAUAAGCAAAGAGAAACGACAGUCAAAUCAAAUCAAAUUUACUUACAAGCCCUUAACCAACAAUGAAGUUUUAAGAAAGAAUUCCAAAAAAAUCAUACGAAAUAAAGGUAACAAAUAAUUAAAGAGCAGCAGUAAAAAUAACAAUAGCAAGGCAAUAUACAGGGGGUACCGGUACGGAGUCAAUGUGCGGGGGCACCGGUUAGUCGAGGUAAUUGAGGUAAUAUGUACAUGUAUGUAGAGUUAUUAAAGUGACUAUGCAUAGAUAAUAAACAGAGAGUUGCAGCAGAGUAAAAGAGGGGGGGGGGGGUAUUAUGGCUUGGGGGUAGAAGCUGUUUAGAAGCCUCUUGGACCUAGACUUGGCGCUCAGGUACUGCUUGCCGUGCGGUAGCAGUGAGAAUAGUCUAUGACUAGGGUGGCUGGAGUCUUUGACAAUAUUUAGGGCCUUCCUCUGACACCGCCUGGUAUAGAGGUCCUGGAUGGCAGGAGGCUUGGCCCCAGUGAUGUACUGGGCCGUACGCAUUACCCUCUGUAGUGCCUUGCGGUCGGCGGCCAAGCAGUUGCCAUACCAGGCAGUGAUGCAACCAGUCAGAAUGCUCUCGAUGGUGGUGCAGCUGUAUAAACUUUUGAGUAUCUGAGGACCCAUGCCAAAUCUUUUCAGUCUCCUGAGGGGGAAUAGGUUUUGUCGUGCCCUCUUCACAACUGUCUUGGUGUGCUUGGACCAUGUUAGUUUGUUGGUGAUGUGGACACCAAGGAACUUGAAGCUCUCAACAUGGUCCACUACAGCCCCGUCGAUGAGAAUGGGGGCGUGCUCGGUCCUCUUCUUUUUCCUGUAGUCCACAAUCAUCUCCUUUGUCUUGAUCACGUUGAGUGAGAGGUUGUUAUCCUGGCACCACACGGCCAGGUCUCUGACCUCCUCCCUAUAGGCUGUCUCGUCGUUGUCUGUGAUCAGGCCUACCACUGUUGUGUCAUCGGCAAACUUAAUGAUGGUGUUGGAGUCGUGCCUGGCCAUGCAGUCAUGAGUGAACAUGGAGUACAGGAGGGGACUGUGCACACCCCUGAGGGGCCCCUGUGUUGAGGAUCAGUGUAGUGGAUGUGUUGUUACCUACCCUUACCACCUGGGGUCGGCCCGUCAGGAAGUCCAGGAUCCAGUUGCAGAGGGAGGUGUUUAGUCCCAGGGUCCUUAGCUUAGUGAUGAGCUUUGAGGGCACAAUGGUGUUGAACGCUGAGCUGUAGUUAAUGAAUACCAUUCUCACAUAGGUGUUCCUUUUGUCCAGGUGUGAAAGGGCAGUGUGGAGCACUAUAGACAUUGCAUCAUCUGUGGAUCUGUUGGGGUGGUAUGCAAAUUGGAGUGGGUCUAGGGUUUCUGGGAUAAUGGUGUUGAUGUGAGCCAUGACCAGCCUUUCAAAGCACUUCAUGGCUACAGACGUGAGUGCUACGGGUCGGUAGUCAUUUAGGCAGGUUACCUUAGUGUUCUUGGGCACAGGCACUAUGGUGGUCUGCUUGAAACAUGUUGGUAUUACAGACUCAGACAGGGAGAGGUUGAAAAUGUCAGUAAAGACACUUUCCAGUUGGUCAGCGCAUGCUUGAAGUACACGUCCUGGUAAUCCGUCUGGCCCUGCGGCCUUGUGAAUGUUGACCUGUUUAAAGGUCUUACUCUCAUCGGCUACGGAGAGAGUGAUCACACAGUGGUCCGGAACAGCUGAUGCUCUCAUGUAUGUUUCAGUGUUACUUGCCUCGAAGCGAGCAUAGAAGUAAUUUAGCUCGUCUGGUAGGCUCGUGUCACAGCUCGCGGCUGUGUUUCCCUUUGUAGUCUGUAAUAGUUUGCAAGCCCUGCCACUUUGACGAGCAUCGGAGCCGGUGUAGUACGAUUCGAGCUUAGUCCUGUAUUGACGCUUUGCCUGUAUGAUGGUUCGUAGGAGGUCAUUUCUUAUAAGCUUCUGGGUUAGAGUCCCGCUCCUUGAAAGUGGCAGCUCUACCCUUUCGCUCAGUGCAGAUGUUGCCUGUAAUCCAUGGCUUCUGGUUGGGGUAUGUACGUUCAGUCACAUGACGACGUCAUCGAUGCACUUAUUGAUGAAGCCAGUGACUGAUGUGAUGUACACCUCAAUGCCAUUGGAAGUCUCCCGGAACAUGUUCCAGUCUGUCCACUUUUUUAUUGACGAGUCACUGGUGCUUCCUGUUUUAGUUUUUGCUUGUAAGCAGGAAUCAGGAGGAUAGAAUUAUGGUCAGAUUUGCCAAAUGGAGGGCGAGGGAUAGCUUUGUAUGCGUCUCUGUGUGUGGAGUAAAGGUGGUCUAGAGUUUUUUCCCCCUCUGGUUGCACAUUUAACAUGCUGGUAGAAAUUAGGUAAAACGGAUUUAAGAUUCCCUGCAUUACUGUCCCGGCCACUAGGAGAGCCGCCUCUGGAUGAGCGUUUUUCUGUUUGCUUAUGGCCUUAUACAGUUCAUUGAGUGCGGUCUUAGUGCCAGCAUCGGUUUGUGGUGGUAAAUAGACAGCUACGAAGAAUAUAGAUGAAAACUCUCUUGGUAGAUAGUGUGGUCUACAGCUUAUCAUGAGAUACUCUACCUUAGGUUAGCAAAACCUUGAGACUUCCUUAGAUAUCGUGAACCAGCUGUUGUUUACAAAUAUACAUAGACCGCCACCCAUUGUCUUACAAGAUGCUGCUGUUCUAUCCUGCCGAUACAGUGUAUAACCCGCAAGCUGUAUGUUAUUCAUGUCUUCGUUAAGCCACGACUCGGUGAACCAUAAGAUAUUACAGUUUUUUAUGUCCCGUUGGUAGGAUAUACGUGCUUGUAGAUCGUACACUUUAUUAUCAAGCUAUUGUAAGUUGGCCAAUAGUAUCGAUGGCAAAGGAAGAUUAGCCACUCGUCGCCGGCUCCUUACCAGGCACCCGUAUCGCGAUAUCUCUAUUUCUUUCUACUGCGAAUGACGGGGAUGAGGGCCCUGUCGGGUGUCUGGAGCAAAUCCCUCUCGUCCGACUCAUUAAAGAAAAAUUAUUUGUCAAUUUCAAGGUGAGUAAUCGCUGUUCUGAUGUCCAGAAGCUCUUUUCGGUCAUAAGAGAAGGUAGCAGCAACAUUAUGUACAAAAUAAGUUACAAACAAUGCGAAAAAACACACAAAAUAGCAUGGUUGGUUAAGAGUCCAUAAAACGGCAGCCCUCCCCUCCGGCGCCAUGUUGCGUCCAUCAUUACUUUAAGACAUGAAGGUCAGUCAAUUCAGAAAAUUUCAAGAACUUUGAAAGUUUCUUCAAGUGCAGUCGCAAAAACCAUCAAGCAAUAUGAUGAAACUGGCUCUCCUGAGGACCGCCACAGGAAAGGAAGACCCAGAGUUACCUCUGCCGCAGAGGAUAAGUUAAUUAGAGUUACCAGCCUCAGAAAUUGCAGCCCAAAUAAAUGCUUCACAGAGUUCAAGUAACAGACACAUCUCAACAUCAACUAUUCAGAGGGGAUUGUGUGAAUCAUGCCUUCGUGGUCGAAUAGCUGCAAAGAAACCACAACUAAAGGACACCAAUAAUAAGAAGAGACCUGCUUUGGCCAAGAAACACGAGCAAUAGACAUUAGACCGGUGAAAUUGUGUCCUUUGGUCUGGAGUCCAAAUUGGAGAUUUAUAUUAUGAAAUAUAUUUUGAUUUGUUUAACACUUUUCUAUUUACUACAUGAUUUCAUAUGUGUUAUUUCAUAGUUUUGAUUGCUUCAUUAUUAUUCUACAAUGUAAAAAAUAGUACAAAUAAAGAAAAACCCUUGAAUGAGUAGGUGUGUCCAAACUUUUGACUGGUACUGUAUCUGCAUAAUGUGCUAUUUUACAAAGCUUUUUACUCUUGAUGAUGUGAAUCCAUAAUCAUAUUUUAUUCACAAAAGUAGUCAUGACGUUUUUAACGAAGACCAUUGUCUGUCUGAUUGAUCUAACGUUUGAAAGGCUUUGUAAACCCAUUGUGGAUUGAACUUUGUAAAUCCACUUUGAUACAAUUUCUCUCAUUACGUUGACUUGUGUUAUUUCUUCAGAAUGUUUUCAGUCUGAUGUCUUUGGUAACACUUCAGUGAAGGGGUUUAGUAUCUAUUUUUUAUAUUUUCCCCAAUAUUUGCAUCUAUUCCACUCCUGGUAGUCACUUGACCACAUUAUGUAACAGUGUGUGGUGUACAGUACCACAAAGUACAGUAUUACAGGACUACAAACUAUAUAUACUGUGUAUGCUACACUACUCCCAUUGCUGAAGUGUUAACCACUACUAUAGUUGUAGCUCUGUUAGACUAGUCCUUCGUGAUCGUGGAGGGGACAGGUGGACAGACAGACAGACACUUUAUGGAGGAGUUUGACUGACUUCCACCUCUGCCCACCACAUCCUUUUGGUUUGUGUCUCAUCCUUUCUUCCUUUCUUUCAUUUGUCUUUUUGUUUUAUUUCUGCAUGUGCAGUUUUGUAAAGCAAAAUCGAGACGUACUCUCUCGCAGCUCGUCUGUCUCCAGCGUACAUUCACCGUGAGUUUUUGCUCUCUGUUACAAUAUUCUCACCCCUCUCUUCUCCUCCCCCAAACCUGCCUCCCUCUGCUCCCCCGUUAGCCUUGCUCCUCCUCUUCUUUCCCCUCCUUCCAAUUCUGAAAGCCCCUCUUCCCUCUCCCCAUCCACUUCUCCAUCUCUCCUUUAGCCUCAUACUCCACCUAGCCUUCCCAAUCCCUCUAUUCAUCACUCUCUCCAUGAGUCCUCCCAGUGUUGAGAUAUGCUUGAAACUGGAGAAUCCACUGGUGAUUCACUGGUGGCUGUCACUAUAGAGUGAGAUUUUAAAUAAUGACACUUUUAAAUAAUGACACUGUGUGUAUUUGGUUGCGUGCGUGUGUGUGUGUGUGUGUGUGUGUGUAAAUGCUUGUGUGUGUAAUGCCAGCGUGUAAAUGCGUGUGUGUAAAUGUGUGCAUGUGUGUAAAUGUGUAUGUGUAUUUCUGAAUGUUGAAUAUGUAAUUGUGCAUAGUGCCAGGUUUCAUCUGCACUGUGUUGACGCCUGAAGUGAUGAGUGUAACCUGAGCUUUAGAGUGAAUACUUUUUAUAUAAAUAUAUAUUGUCUUGGUGCUCAGUCAAUUCCCCAGACAGUUUUACAGCUUGUGUUUUUUAUGCCCCGGUAUCUCUUUUUCAACACAUUAUGAGUGAGGGCCAAACUAAAUAGUACAGUAGCCAAGUGGUAGUCUGCCAAACUAGACAAUGAAAUUGUCGAUUUGCUGCUUACCUGACACUUCGUUAUCAUUUGUUACCAAUUAGUAACAACACAUAUUUCUAAAUGUUGUGGUGUGGUGCUGAUGGUGCUAGUCUCUCUCUCUCUCUCUCUCUCUCUCUCUCUCUCUCUCUCUCUCUCUCUCUCUCUCUCUCUCUCUCUCUCUCUCUCUCUCUCUCUCUCUCUCUCUCUCUCUCUCUCUCUCUCUCUCUCUCUCUCUCUCUCUCUCUCUCUCUCUCUCUGUGUGUGUGUUUGUGUGUUUGUUUGUGUGUGUGUUCACUGUGAUUUCUCUCUCAUAACAAGAGCACAUCUUUCACUAACAUGUCCGUUUGUCGCUGAUAUGUCUUUCUUACUUGUCUAUGUUUUGCACACUUUGAUUGUCUGUCUGUCUGUUGCUUUUUUGUCUGUCUGUUAUCUUUUAGGAGUUUUAUCUACUCCCCCGCCCGUCGAGUCUUGAGGUACAGGUGACACAAAGGAUGCAAUUUUUCUAGUCAUACAUACAUACAUAAGUCUGCACAUACAUUCAUACUGUACACACAAAUUCAUAUAGUCAACCACAUCUAAAAACAUAUGUACAUAGAAACCAUCAUUUAAAUUAUUCCUUAGGAUCGUGACUUGUUCAUAUCAUGAUGAUACCAUCGAGAUCCUAUUAGAUUUCUAGGGGGCUAUGUCAUAAACCCUCAAAGUUCCUGAACGGUAUGAAAAUGGCAGCCAUUGUGGUCAGAGAGAAAUCCAAACCAGUUUAAUUGGAAUGAAUGGCAGUAGAGGAAUAGGUGAUGCUUGUCCCUCUUUUACUUAAUUAAGUAAGGCAUGUGAUAUAUCAGAAAUUGUAUUAUAGAAUUGUUGUCAACUUAAAAUAUUGUCAUAUAAUUAUUAAUACAGUUUACACAGGUUGUCUGUAUAAAUAACCUCUAAAAUAUAUGUAAACAGACCAUCAAUGUUUGUUUUCUUUUAAAGCUGUGAGUGUUAUAAUAUGAUACAAUAUCAGUACUUGAUGCAUUUAUAACUUGUCUAAGUCCUAUAAUCAACUGAUAUCAACCAGUGUUUGGCUGUGGAUUGACUGCAUUGUUUGCAUGGAAUGUUGGCUGAGGGAUAUUGACAGUUACUUAGACAAAUUAUUUAAAUCAUUCCACUUAAACUGGCUGGCUAGCUAUCUAACAAACAUACUGUGCAGAUAAUCUUCAAAUACAUUGUUUUACUCAACAUCUUAUCACAGUGCUGGUUGACCACCGGCUUGCCAACCCCAUUAACAAAACCACUGACCUUUUUUGUCCAUUCUUGUAUUCAAAUUCCUAAUUCUAUGGAUGUUACCAUAUCCCAUGACAGAAGGAACACAAAGGGUUACUUGAAAUCUAUAAUUUAUCUCCCAUCUCCACACUAAUCCACUAGAUUUUGGCCUUGGUAUUAAAGGAAAGAUUCACCCAUUAUGAAUGUUAUAUUGUUUUCGUGCAUCUCUAAGCGAUGUUCUAUUGAUUCCCCGGGUUUUCAUGUGUAUCUGAGCUAUUGCCGUUCAAGCAUGCAGAAAUACAGCCGGUAUGAUUAGUUUUGCUUCAUAUGAUGCAAAACGCAUCACACUGGCUGUGACAAUUUGCGUUUUUAAAGUUGUAUAUCUUGAAAACUUGAUUGCUGACAUGCACAACAUUUUGGGACUGUAUCAACAGUGGACUACUCAAAUAAAUACCAAAAUAUAGUUUUUGAGUGGAUAAUUCCUUUAAGGUCACUUAAAACCAGCCCAAUUUUUCCUGUUCUCCGUGUGUAUUCAAAUGUUCCAGUCUGUCAUGCAAGAUAGCUCACCUUUCGAGAAUAAAGUAACUAGAAGGUCAACAUGUGAGGUAUUUUUGGAUACUGCUGGUAGGGGGUGGAGAUGACAGCUGGCAGACCCAUUAUGCAGGUCAGUACUGGCUACUCACAAUACUGGAGAAUUGUCAUCCUUAACUGUUUCCAUUCAUAGUAGUAACUCACAUGAAUCGGUGAAGCAGGAUUCAUACGCAAGGAGAAAAUGACAUCAUUCAUGCAACCCAUCACAUGUUCUCACAUGCCUGUUAGACCUCACAGAAAAGCAUCACUAUGGUAACCAUGGUCCCUCAGACAUGGCCAUGGAUUCCAAAUGGCACCCUAAUCCAUAGUCCACUGCUUUUGACCAGGGCUCUGGCCAAAAGUAGUGCACUAUAUAAGGCUUAGGGUGCCAUUUCAGACGCAGCCCAUGUGUGAACCUGUAGAGGGUUUGGGUGAGCAUGUUUACAUUUGACAAAUGACAAGUUUCCAUCCCCUUUCCUGUCCAUCCACCCUGCAGUAAGGAACAGCAGAGAGCCAAUAAGAUGAUGUCGGUGUGGGAGCAGCGUACCAACCAGCUGCGUCAAAACAACUUGAGGGCCAGCUCAGAGGCUCUGUUCAACGAGCUGGACCCAGAGGAACGCCUGCGUGUCUCCUCCGCCCUCCACCUGCGCCCCGAAAUGAAGACCCACAACGACCGCCCCCUAGUUGUGGAGCCAGGCAAUGGGGACAAACCCCGACCCCCCAAGGAGGACAGAGACGGAGCAGACCACCAGCAAGAGGGAGGAGACCCCCACGGCCCACAACUCCGCAAGCACCACCGCCACCGGGAGAGGAAUGGGGAGAACGGGGAGAGCAGGCAUCACACCCACCACAGCCGCAGUAGGGACCACUACCACCCAGGCGGGCCCCGGCCCAAAGAAGGCAAGGGGGAGAGGAGCCAUAGUCGAGAGGGGGGCCAGGGCCACAGGCACCAUCACCAGGCUGGAUCCCCGGAGGAGGGGGUGAACGGAGGGGGGGAGGAGAGGGAGCACCACCACCACCACCACUCCCACAGACAGCCCCGAGAGGGGAACGGGGCCCUGGCUAACGGGGCCAGAGGGGAAAGGAAGGGCCGGGGGCACAAGGAGGGGAACGGAGAGGGGUACGGAGAGAGGAGGAGAUACCGCUCCCGCAUGGCCCAGUCAACUCUGGAUGGAGAGGAGUGCAGAGAGAAUGGAAAGAGAGAUGGAGAUAGGGACCAGGGACACAGGUGAGUGACCAGCACAUUUUCAAUGUGCUUUAGUGACAUCUUUUUACUAUUGUCAAGUCAUCACCUCAGAGCUUCACUAAUGUGCACUGGCUUGUUCUGCAGGGACAGACAGUUGGACGUUCAAGGGGAGAGCCUGGCCACCAGCCCAGUGCAGCCUUCUGCAGGUCUGCAGGCCGGAGAGAAGCAGGAGGAUGCAGACAACCAGAAGAACAGCCACAGAGCCAGCCAGGCAGGCCUCAACAGCAACACUGUCCACAUCCCUGUCACCAUCACCGCCCUGCCCAGAGAGACCACCAUCAUACCCAGUCAGUACCCCAGUCAGUACCUCAGUCUGAACCUCAGUCAGUACCAUAGUCAGUAUCCCAGUCAGUAUCCCAGUUAGUACCCCAGUUAGUACCCCAGUCAGUACCCCAGUCAGUACCCCAGUCAGUACCCCAGUCAGAACCUCAGUCAGUACCAUAGUCAGUAUCCCAGUCAGUAUCCCAGUUAGUACCCCAGUUAGUACCCCAGUCAGUACCCCAGUCCGUACCCCAGUCAGUACCUCAGUCUGAACCUCAGUCAGUACCAUAGUCAGUAUCCCAGUCAGUACCCCAGUCAGUACCUCAUGCUGUACCUCAGUCAGCAACCCAGUCAGUACCCCAGUCAGUACCCCAGUCAGUAACUCAGUCAGUACCCCAGUCAGUACCCCAGUCAGUACCUCAUUCUGUACCUCAGUCAGCAACCCAGUCAGUACCCCAGUCAGAACCACACUGUGUAAUGCUCCUGUUAGCCAUGGGCUACAGGGGAAACACUUCAGUCAAUCUCUCUCUCUCUCUCUCUCUCUCUCUCUCUCUCUCUCUCUCUCUCUCUCUCUCUCUCUCUCUCUCUCUCUCUCUCUCUCUCUCUCUCUCUCUCUCUCUUUCUCUCUCUCUCUGUCUGAUAGUGAAUAACAUAGACUGUGAGAGCCUCCCCCUGAACGAGGAGAAGAAGAACUUGGAGGAGGAUGAGGAAGAGCUGAAGAACGGCCCCAAACACAUUCUUCCCUACAGCUCCAUGUUUGUGUUCGGACAGACCAACCCGUAAGUCAGGCCCUGAGACAGCGAACCUGCUGGCUCUAAUUGAUCUUGCUCAUAUCAUGUGCAGUAUAACAGUGAUAAUUCUACCUAUAAAGGCAGUAAGACUUUUUCUGCAUUACUGUAUUGAGUCCAACUCAGUGUUCUGUUAGUGUUUUGGGAGGGUAUGUUGAGUGAACUCAGUGAGAUGACCUGUGCUGUGCUGUUCAGGGUGCGUCGGCUGUGUCACUACGUGGUGAACCUGCGUUACUUUGAGAUGUGUAUCCUG